This is a messenger RNA of Nerophis ophidion (straightnose pipefish), 10093 nucleotides long. RefSeq names its product regulator of G protein signaling 17 (gene rgs17). Lineage: Eukaryota; Metazoa; Chordata; Actinopteri; Syngnathiformes; Syngnathidae. The record is from RefSeq and is a predicted model, not a curated record. The coding region runs from base 440 to 1069 and encodes 209 amino acids. The transcript is spliced from 6 exons.
AGUGCAUCCCGGGGCUCGGCGCUGGGGCGGAUGGAAGAAGAAAACGGAGGUUCGGCGGCGACAUCCCCGUCAAUCAUGGCCGCCGAACAGCACCGGGACGCCGCUGCUCGCGCAGCCGUCGCCUUCGGACACUGACCGGGAUGCUGUACUUUCAAGUCCACCAGCGACCCAUUCGCUGAGCUCCGAGGAAACCUCGGGGCCGGGGGCCGCUGACGAGAGUGACACAGGAUCGGAGGAAGAAGCGUUGGGUUCCGCCUGAGCUCUGUGGUGUGGCUCUCUGUGCUACUUGCUUCAGGGAUGGUGAGACCAGUGACCUAUCCUCCCCACCUCCUGGCAUCAGUUAGCCCAAGUCCCCCAGCAUCCCAACAGCCCAGCAACCGGAUUACCUCACGCUGCCAUGACUGCUCUGUCUGACCUGCUUUCAGGAACUCACUAAUUCAUGCCCCGGAGUGUGAGUGGAGUGGAGAUGAGGAAAAGGCAAGCGGCGCACAUCGAGGUCCCGCCCCAGGUCCCGGGACAGCCCCGGGCCAACACCUGCUGCCUGUGCUGGUGCGGCUGCUGCAAGUGUCCCUGGACUGAAGAGCGGAUGGAGAGAAGUGAGCGACAGACCUGCACCAAGAUGGACAGUAUCGAAGCUGCAGAAGAUCAACAACCCAGCCUGGACCAGGUCCUGUCCUGGGCGCGGAGCUUCGAGAUGAUGCUGCGAUCGCUCGAAGGCCGGGAGAUCUUCCAGGAGUUCCUGAGGUCCGAGUACAGCGAGGACAACCUCCUCUUCUGGUUGGCCUGCGAGGAGCUCAGGAAGGAGAGCGACUUGUCGGUGGUGGAGGAGAAGGCCAGGAUCAUCUACGAAGACUAUGUGUCCAUACUGUCACCUAAAGAGGUGAGUCUGGACUCGCGGGUGCGGGAAGGCAUCAACCAGAAUCUGGCGCAGCCCAGCAGCCUGAUGUACGAGGAGGCCCAGCUUCAGAUCUACACCCUCAUGCACCGAGACUCCUUCCCCCGGUUCCUCAACUCCUGCGUUUACAGAGACCUCCUCGCCAGCAGGAGGCGCGCCUGCCUCGACACCUAGAGACCUUGCCCCACCUGAGGCCAGAAGACCACUAGGUCCAGUACUACUACGGUGCCAGAUGGCCCAACACAUCUCUCCCUCUUUCUUGAGUGAAGCUGCUUGAUCUUCUUGAAGCAGUUUCUACCCUUGACUGGUUAGUCCAAAAUAAUGUUGGCUGGUGAUGGUUUUCCACCAGCAGUUUGGUGCCAGGGGGAAGACUGGAGAUGGUCCCUGUGGACUCCUCAGGACCAGGAGAGACAGACAUGCCGAUUAUUCCUGUACUGUAACAAUUAGACCUCACUUUCAUUUCCACCUUUUGUUUUCUAUCAUUCUAGUCCACACAUGAGCCGCACCUCUGCAUGGAAUUCUCCCUUUGGAGUAGCUUAACUAAAUAAGCUCGCGACUGCAAGCGUUUUUUGGAAAUACGGCUUUUCAUCGGACUCGAAGACAAUUUAGGCUUUGUUGUUUGAAGGCAGCAGGAGCAUCCGUCCAUCCAAGCACUUUCCUUCUUUAAGUGGGAGAAGUAAGGGCUAAAAUUGUGGUCGGGCAGCUACGUGUACGACUAUUCAAUUAUUGAAGAAAGGCCAGGCCUUCACUUGUUCUGGAAGAGAAACAAGAAGCGGUGCUGCUGAGUUUUCAAUUUGUCCCGGAAGGAAACCACAGGUAGUCCCCCCCAUGCCCUGCUGAGAAGCCAGCCUGACAAGCACAGGUGAGGGCAAACAUGUUUUCUUCGAAGCUGGCCCUGGAUGAUGUUGUAGUGUGAGUCUGGGAUUAGCCAAACGCCAUCUUAAGUGGUCGAGCCGGCACAAGGCAGUUGGCAACUUGGAAUGACCGUGCUGGCGGCGACGUUUGAGUCAGUCGCUAGCAGUCCUUGUUUUUGGGUGGAGGCUCGUACUGCCAGGCCUCUACCUCUCUUACACACUCUUUGAAGCUGGCCCUGGAUGAUUUUGUAGUGUGAGUCUGUGAUUAGCCAAACGCCAGCUUGAGUGGUCGAGUCGGCACUGACAGUUGGCAACUUGGAAUGACCGUGCUGGCGGCGACGUUUGAGUCAGUCGCUGGCGGUCCUUGUUUUUGGGUGGAGGCUCGUACCCCCAGGCCUCUACCUCUCUUACACACUCUUUGAAGCUGGCCCUGGAUGAUGUUGUAGUGUGAGUCUGGGAUUAGCCAAACGCCAGCUUGAGUGGUCGAGCCGGCACUGACAGUUGACAAUUUGGAAUGACCGUGCUGGCGGCGACGUUUGAGUCAGUCGCUGGCAGUUCUUGUUUUUGGGUGGAGGCUCGCACUGCCGGGCCUCUACCUCUCUAACACACUCUUUGAAGCUGGCCCUGGAUGAUGUUGUAGUGUGAGUCUGUGAUUAGCCAAACGCCAGCUUGAGUGGUCGAGCCGGCACUGACAGUUGGCAACUUGGAAUGACCGUGCUGGCGGCGGCGUUUGAGUCAGUCGCUAGCCGUCCUUGUUUUUGGGUGGAGGCUCGUACUGCCAGGCCUCUACCUCUCUUACACACUCUUUGAAGCUGGCCCUGGAUGAUGUUGUAGUGUGAGUCUGGGAUUAGCCAAACGCCAGUUUGAGUGGUCGAGCCGGCACUGACAGUUGGCAAUUUGGAAUGACCGUGCUGGCGGCGACGUUUGAGUCAGUCGCUAGCAGUCCUUGUUUUUGGGUGGAGGCUCGUACUGCCAGGCCUCUACCUCUCUUACACUCUCUUUGAAGCUGGCCCUGGAUGAUGUUUUAGUGUGAGUCUGUGAUUAGCCAAACGCCAGCUUGAGUGGUCGAGCCGGCACAAGGCAGUUGGCAACUUGGAAUGACCGUGCUGGCGGCGACGUUUGAGUCAGUCGCUAGCCGUCCUUGUUUUUGGGUGGAGGCUCGUACUGCCAGGCCUCUACCUCUCUUACCCACUCUUUGAAGCUGGCCCUGGAUGAUGUUGCAGUGUGAGUCUGGGAUUAGCCAAACGCCAUCUUGAGUGGUCGAGCCGGCACAAGGGAGUUGGCAACUUGGAAUGACCGUGCUGGCGGCGACGUUUGAGUCAGUCGCUAGCCGUCCUUGUUUUUGGGUGGAGGCUCGUACUGCCAGGCCUCUACCUCUCUUACACACUCUUUGAAGCUGGCCCUGGAUGAUGUUGUAGUGUGAGUCUGUGAUUAGCCAAACGCCAGCUUGAGUGGUCGAGCCGGCACUGACAGUUGGCAACUUGGAAUGACCGGGCUGGCGGCGACGUUUGAGUCAGUCGCUAGCAGUCCUUGUUUUUGGGUGGAGGCUCGUACCCCCAGGCCUCUACCUCUCUUACACACUCUUUGAAGCUGGCCCUGGAUGAUGUUGUAGUGUGAGUCUGGGAUUAGCCAAACGCCAGCUUGAGUGGUCGAGCCGGCACUGACAGUUGACAAUUUGGAAUGACCGUGCUGGCGGCGACGUUUGAGUCAGUCGCUGGCAGUUCUUGUUUUUGGGUGGAGGCUCGCACUGCCGGGCCUCCACCUCUCUAACACACUCUUUGAAGCUGGCCCUGGAUGAUGUUGUAGUGUGAGUCUGGGAUUAGCCAAACGCCAGCUUGAGUGGUCGAGCCGGCACAUGGCAGUUGGCAACUUGGAAUGACCGUGCUGGCGGCGGCGUUUGAGUCAGUCGCUAGCCGUCCUUGUUUUUGGGUGGAGGCUCGUACUGCCAGGCCUCUACCUCUCUUACACACUCUUUGAAGCUGGCCCUGGAUGAUUUUGUAGUGUGAGUCUGUGAUUAGCCAAACGCCAGCUUGAGUGGUCGAGCCGGCACUGACAGUUGGCAACUUGGAAUGACCGUGCUGGCGGCGACGUUUGAGUCAGUCGCUGGCGGUCCUUGUUUUUGGGUGGAGGCUCGUACUGCCAGGCCUCUACCUCUCUUACACACUCUUUGAAGCUGGCCCUGGAUGAUUUUGUAGUGUGAGUCUGUGAUUAGCCAAACGCCAGCUUGAGUGGUCGAGCCGGCACUGACAGUUGGCAACUUGGAAUGACCGGGCUGGCGGCGACGUUUGAGUCAGUCGCUACCAGUCCUUGUUUUUGGGUGGAGGCUCGUACCCCCAGGCCUCUACCUCUCUUACACACUCUUUGAAGCUGGCCCUGGAUGAUGUUGUAGUGUGAGUCUGGGAUUAGCCAAACGCCAGCUUGAGUGGUCGAGCCGGCACUGACAGUUGACAAUUUGGAAUGACCGUGCUGGCGGCGACGUUUGAGUCAGUCGCUGGCAGUUCUUGUUUUUGGGUGGAGGCUCGCACUGCCGGGCCUCUACCUCUCUAACACACUCUUUGAAGCUGGCCCUGGAUGAUGUUGUAGUGUGAGUCUGGGAUUAGCCAAACGCCAGUUUCAGUGGUCGAGCCGGCACAUGGCAGUUGGCAACUUGGGAUGACCGUGCUGGCGGCGACGUUUGAGUCAGUCGCUAGCCGUCCUUGUUUUUGGGUGGAGGCUCGUACUGCCAGGCCUCUACCUCUCUUACACACUCUUUGAAGCUGGCCCUGGAUGAUGUUGUAGUGUGAGUCUGGGAUUAGCCAAACGCCACUUUGAGUGGUCGAGCCGGCACAAGGCAGUUGGCAACUUGGAAUGACCGUGUUGGCGGCGACGUUUGAGUCAGUCGCUGGCGGUCCUUGUUUUUGGGUGGAGGCUCGUACUGCCAGGCCUCUACCUCUCUUACCCACUCUUUGAAGCUGGCCCAGGAUGAUGUUGUAGUGUGAGUCUGGGAUUAGCCAAACGCCAGCUUGAGUGGUCGAGCCGGCACUGACAGUUGGCAACUUGGAAUGACCGUGCUGGCGGCGACGUUUGAGUCAGUCGCUAGCCGUCCUUGUUUUUGGGUGGAGGCUCAUACUGCCAGGCCUCUACCUCUCUUACACGAUCUUGGUUUAUUUUUCUAACGCCGACUCUGGCCGCAUGCGACGAUAUCGUACUUGAAAGAAGCAUUUUUUUCAACGCAGGUGCCGCCAAAUGUCCCGCCAACAUGUUUGGUUUUGACGGCGGACCAAACUGAAAUAUUCACCGUUUUUCUGUCGACUGUUUUUCACAACGGCGCUACCUUUCGGAGGUAGCGUCAGGGGCGCCCGUUCUGUGGCGUUGUAUACGUGGUGAGCUGCAUGACGUUGUGUGAGACACAUCUGCCAAUAAAUGCUGCAGUGUUCGAGGAAACCAAGAACAGGAUGUUACCUCCUGACCUUGUUGACGUGCCAAAUUGGAUUUAUUUGACCCAGCCUGGCAAAAGUGCAAUUGCGAGCAACGUUGUAGUUAAAGGCCUACUCAAAUGAGAUUUUUUUAUUCAAAAGGGGAUAGCAGGUCCAUUCUAUGUGUCAUACUUGAUCAUUUCGCGAUAUUGCCAUAUUUUUGCUGAAAGGAUUUAGUAGAGAACAUCGACGGUAAAGUUUGCAAGUUUUGGUCGCUAAUAAAAAAGCUUUGCCUUUACCGGAAGUAGCAGACGAUGUGCGCGUGACGUCACGGGUUGUGGAGCUCCUCACAUCCUCACAUCGUUUACAAUUAUGGCCACCAGCAGCAAGACCGAUUCUGACCGAGAAAGCGACGAUUUCCCCAUUAAUUUGAGCGAGGAUGAAAGAUUUGUGGAUGAGGAAAGUGAGAGUGAAGGACUAGAGAAAAAAAACUAGACGGCAGAGUGAUUCAGAUGUUAUUAGACAAAUUUACUAGGAUAAUUCUGGAAAAUCCCUUAUCUGCUUAUUGUGUUACUAGUGUUUUAGUGAGAUUAUCCCUUUCCAGUGGCCUAAUGGUUAGAGUGUCGGCCCUGAGAUCGGUAGGUUGUGAGUUCAAAUCCCGGCCGAGUCAUACCAAAGACUAUAAAAAUGGGAGCUAUUACCUCCCUGCUUGGUACUCAGCAUUAAGGGUUGGAAUUGGGGGUUAAAUCACCAUAAAUGAUUCCCGGGCGCAGUACCGCUGCUGCCCACUGCUCCCCUUAGGUCCCAGGGGGUGAUCAAGGGGAUGGGGUCAAAUGCAGAGGACAAAUUUCAUCACACCUAGUGAAUCAUUGGUACUUUAACUAACUUAAUAUGGUCGCACUCGUACCUAAAGGUCGGAGGGGUGUGGCCACGGGUGUGGUGACCGCCAGUGUCUCUGAGGGAAGCCACGUUUCUCGACGAGACGAAGGGGCUGAGCUUUUUUCCCCUCUCCUCCACGGUGGAAGCAUCCCACGUUCGGAGGCGGCCAGUCGGAGGAGGCAAGAGAGGCCGAAGCUGCCUCUUCGACAGGUGCACGAGGAACGACGCAAGCUCCGCUCAUGUGUACGGCAAGAGCCGACUUAUUACCACAAUUUUCUCACCGAAACCUGCCGGUUGACAUGUGGUAGGGAACCAUGUUCGCUUGACCGCUCUGUUCCAUAGUAAAGCUUCACAGUCAUCUUUCGGGAAUGUAAACAAGGAAACACCGGCUGUGUUUGUGUUGCUAAAGGCAGCUGCAAUACACUGCUUCCCACCUACAUCUUUCUUCUUUGACGUCUCCAUUAUUAAUUGAACAAAUUGCAAAAGAUUCAGCAACACAGAUGUCCAGAACACUGUGUAAUUACGCGAUGAAAGCAGACGACUUAUAGCUGGGAUCGGGCUGGAACAAAAUGUCCGCUACAAUCCGUGACGUCACGCGCACGUGUCAUCAUACCGCAACGUUUUCAACAGGAUACUUCGUGCCAAAUUUAAAAUUGCAAUUUAGUAAAGUAAACCGGCCGUAUUGGCAUGUGUUGCAAUGUUAAUAUUUCAUCAUUGAUAUAUAAAAUAUCAUACUGCGUGGUCGGUAGUAGUGGCUUUCAGUAGGCCUUUAAAUACUAACUGCGCGAAUACGUUUCCCAAGAGUUGAUUUAUUGUGACUGAUUUCAGUCGUACAGGCCAAUCUUGUCCUUGAAUGUUCUGAACUCCUGUGGAUGUAGCUCAACUAGAUGAUUUAGCCAGUGCGCUCCUCACAGGCAACGCAUGGCAUUUCUUGUCUGAACUCCUUUCAUGGGUUCACUCAAUAUUGUGUUUGUGGGCAAAAGCUUUUUAUUUGCCACUAAAAAAGAUGAACGAUGUUGAAGUUUCUGUCAGACGCUAGCAACAGCCAGGUCCAGCGCAGGAAGCGCCAAGGUGUGCAUGCACGAUGGACGCUCUUGUCUCCCUUUCAGACGGCUGGUCUUGCUUUGAGAGCAGAAUGUAACAUAUACCUUUAAUGGUGCAAUUCAAACAAGUUUACAUUGCUAAUAACCGCUGUUUGUUGUGACGGAGAUAGAUAUCUUUUUAAAUCCUAGUCAUAUUUGGAAACAGCCAAGUGGUGUGCAUGCGUUAGACCUUGGAGCUUUAGGAAUGUAAGGAGUAGAACAACUCCUUCUUCUUAUCUCAUCCUGUUUCCAGCUGAGGAGGCACAACAGGCAUAUGUGUUCGUUCCGGUGGGUGGGGGCGAAAGAGAGAUAUUGAAGGAGACAGCGCUUCCGUGAAACGUUCAGAUCAAUUUGGGCAAUGCGAUUGAAAGGUUGUAUCUAGAUUGGUCUCCCAAAGCUUUGGUAAUUAAAUAUCAAAAAGAGCAACUCUGUCUCGGAUUGAUUUAAAACCAGCUUAUGUGUCCUCGAAAGAACCUGGGGGGGGUGACCGGCGGAAGAACUGGUCCAACGCAACAGUUGCUAAGACGCUCAUGGUUAGCAUUUGGGAGAGGUGAAUUAUUUAUUGUGUCUCGCCAGUGCGGGAAGGUGAGCGAGACUUUGAAAGGUGGCUGCAUGUGAUUGACAGCUGACGGCGUGCAGGAGGCCUUAUGGACUUAUUUCUUCUUCUCACUUUGAUUUUGUGGCCAACAAGUAGACUUUUCACUACCUCUCAUGUUGCUUAUUUAUUUCACAUCUAGCUUUUCCAUCUACUUGAAGCCUGACACUGUAAAAAAAAGAGGACAGAGAACACAGCAGACAUCCUCCUGUUGGAUUAUUUCUAUGUUUUGUGUCCAGAUCAACUAGAUGUCUACAAAUAAGAAUUCAGGAAAGCACCGUCUCUAAGGGCUAAUCCCAUUUUGCCUAUGCAAACACCUCGCUGAGGAUUGGUGGUGGGGACCGGGGCCAGGGACCACUGCCCUUUGCUGAUAGUCUUCAAUCGUCACUCCGCAAAAAAUGUACGCUUGUUUUUGUGUCUCUAUGAAAUCUGACAUCUACAUGAAAGAAGUAAGAAGGUAGUAUAAGAUGAUGAAAUAAAUGUGACGUCUGACAGUAUGCGGCUGGCGUCUUGCUAGGAUGAGUGACACAACGUAAGUAGCAAGCCAGCUGUGCCCCCCCCUCCCCUCCCCAUCUCACCUUCAAGGCCUACUGAAGUGAGAUUUUCUUAUUUAAACGGGGAUAGCAGCUCUAUUCUAUGUGUCAUACUUGAUCAUUUCGCCAUAUUGCCAUAUUUUUGCCUGAAAGGAUUUAGUAGAGAACAUCGAUGAUAAAGUUUGCAACUUUUGGUCGCUAAUAAAAAAGCCUUGCCUGUACCGGAAGUAGCAGACGAUGUGCGCGUGACGUCACGGGUUGUGGAGCUCCUCACAUCUGAACAUUGUUUACAAUCAUGGCCACCAGCAGCGAGAGCGAUUCGGACCGAGAAAGCGACGAUUUCCCCAUUAAUUUGAGCGAGGGUGAAAGAUUCAUGGAUGAGGAAAGUGAGAGUGAAGGACUAGAAAAAAAAAAGACGAGGGCAGUAGGGGGCUUCACGGUGGCAGAGGGGUUAGUGCGUCUGCCUCACAAUACGAAGGUCCUGCAGUCCUGGGUUCAAAUCCAGGCUCGCGAUCUUUCUGUGUGGAGUUUGCAUGUUCUCCCCGUGAAUGCGUGGGUUCCCUCCGGGUACUCCGGCUUCCUCCCACUUCCAAAGACAUGCACCUGGGGAUAGGUUGAUUGGCAACACUAAAUUGGCCUUAGUGUGUGAAUGUGAGUGUGAAUGUUGUCUGUCUAUCUGUGUCGGCCCUGCGAUGAGGUGGCGACUUGUCCAGGGUGUACCCCGCCUUCCGCCCGAUUGUAGCUGAGAUAGGCGCCAGCGCCCCCCGCGACCCCGAAAGGGAAUACGCGGUAGAAAAUGAAUGGAUGAAUGGAGGGCAGUAGGAGCGAUUCAGAUGUUAUUAGACACAUUUACUAGGAUAAUUCUGGAAAAUCCCUUAUCUGUUACUAGUGUUUUAGUGAGAUUAUAUGGUUGUAGCUGAAAGUCGGAGGGGUGUGGCGACCGCCAGUGUCUCCGAGGGAAGCCACGUUUCUCGACGAGGCGAAGGCAGCCGGGCUGAGAUUUUCUUUUUUCCCCUCCUCCACGGUGUAAGCAUCCGAUGGUCGGGGGCGGCCGGUGGGAGGAUGCAAGAGAGUCCGCAGCUGCAGGAAGAACGACGCAAACUCUCCGCUCAUUUCUACGGCAAGAGCCGACUUAUUACCACCAUUUUCUCACCGAAGCCUGCCGGUUAACAUGUGGUAGGGAACCAUGUUCGCUUGAUAGUAAAGCUUCACCGUCAUCUUUCGGGAAUGUAAACAAGGAAACACCGGCUGUGUUUGUGUCGCUAAAGGCGGCCGCAAUUACACCGCUUCCCACCUACAGCUUUCUUCUUUGACGUCUCCAUUAUUAAUGGAACAAAUUGCAAAAGAUUCAGCAACACAGAUGUCCAGAAUACUGUGAUGAAAAGAGACGACGGUGCUGGACCAAAAUGUCCUCUACGACGCAUGACGUCACGCGCACGUGUCAUCAUUCCGCGACGUUCUAGCAUGAUACCUCCACGCGAAAUUUUAAAUUGUAAUUUAUUAAACUAAAAAGGCCGUAUCGGCAUGUGUUGCAAUGUUAAUAUUUCAUCAUUGAUAUAUAAACUAUCAGACUGCGUGGUCGCUAGUAGUGGCUUUCAGUAGGCCUUUCAAUCCAUGUAGAAGUCCACCUUUUUCUCAUCUGUUCUUUUUGAAGGGCUGAGUGGAAGACAAAUGUGCUAACAAACAUGAGCUAGCUUGUCAAGUCAACUUCCUGUCUUUCUCCUUGUAUUUCCUGUUUGCAAAGAAGAUGAGGAUCGGGCGCGUAGCAAAGAUGUUUUGGGGUUCCUUGAUGUUUCUCUGCUGGUAAAAGUACACUGGAAAAGUUCAUGUGUUCACAUAAAUGUCAUUAUUUACAACGCG